Cordyceps militaris CM01 is the source of this 351-nucleotide messenger RNA. RefSeq lists its product as uncharacterized. The coding region runs from base 1 to 351 and encodes 116 amino acids. The transcript has 4 exons. Lineage: Eukaryota; Fungi; Ascomycota; Sordariomycetes; Hypocreales; Cordycipitaceae. The record is from RefSeq and is a predicted model, not a curated record.
AUGCAAAGGAAAUCGCAGCGUCUACUUGCAAAUCCGUUUCUGCAAGCUAACUUCAACCUGUCCGGUCACGCCGCCUCGGGUGCCUGUACCUUCGUUUUCUCGCUGCGCGGAAGCACCAUUUGUGAAGCUCCACACGACAAAAAUCACCUGCACGAUUCUCUGCUGCUUGCUGAGGACGACGACCCGGGGAAUGGGAGGACUGCUUUGCCCCAGACUGCAUUCGUAGUUAUGUCAUCCGAUUGUUUUUUUGAGUAUAUGUACGAUGCACUCCAGAACGGGUUUGCGACUUGUUCUUUGGAUCGCGACUUGCAAAAGGUCAACGACGGCAAGCAGGACAGUAUCAGGUGGUAG